Rotaria sp. Silwood2 is the source of this 888-nucleotide messenger RNA. The record is from the annotation of a GenBank genome assembly. Lineage: Eukaryota; Metazoa; Rotifera; Eurotatoria; Philodinida; Philodinidae.
AUGAAUCGCAUCCGUUUACUUAGUGCAUCAAUGAAAAUAAUUAGUUUUAUUGGUACAAUAUCUGAAACACUUUGUUUUGCCGCAGCAUGGUAUGUUCAACGAAAUAGUGGUCAUGUCUUAAAGAAAUUAAAACCAGCUGAAGUUAACGUAGAUUUAAAAAUUGAAGAUACAACAAUUGAUGAAGUACCUGUACGUAUUUAUUCUCCAUUAAAUUUAAGUCAGGAUAAAAACAAAUAUCUUCCAGCAAUUAGUUUUUAUCAUGGAGGAGCAUUUUAUAUGGGUUCAGUGGAAACACAUCAUCCAAUAACACGUAGAUUAGCUAUUCAGACUGAUUUUAUUGUUAUAUCUGUUGAAUAUCGUCUUGCACCUGAACAUCCUUUUCCAGCUGGAGUUGAUUAUUGUAUGAAAGUAACUGAAUAUGUUCUUGAUCCAAAUAAUGCAAAAAAAUUAAAUCUUGAUUCAAAACGUGUUGCUAUUUUAGGUGAUUCAGCUGGUGGCAAUUUAGCUGCUGUUAUUGCAAUGCAAUUAGCUAAUAAUGCAAAUAGUGUUAAUGUUUCUCGCAUUCAAGUAUUAAUAUAUCCUGUUGUUCAAUUCUUUGAUUCUAUGCUUCUCUCAUAUCUAACAUCAAUUUUAAAUAUUUUCGAUUUUGGAAGAGCUAGCGCAGCUCUUGAAUAUUAUCUGAACAAAACUAUAACUAAUGAUGUACUUAUUAAUAAUCAUACAAGUAUUGAACAAAAGAAAAAAUAUCAUCAAUUUGUUGAUUGGUCAUUAAUUCUAAAUAAGUAUCAACAAAUAUACAAAGAACCAAUAACUGAUAAUAUAAAUGAUGAUCCUAAGGUUAUCGAAAAUACUAAGCAAUAUUAUUUUCAGAUAUAUCAUCAUUAUUAG